ACGAGAGUUGAGAGUGGGUUGAGUCAACAAGCGGAGUAACGUUAGAGGCUGACUAGUGCAGUUGUUUGGCGCGAUGAGAGGAUGUAGCGGCCGGAUACGCGUCUCUGUACCGAACUAUGGUUAGCCCUCGACCUGGCUGGGUGCUGGUGGUGCCGCUGCUGCUGCUGUGGGUGAGCGGUGGAGGGACCGCGCAGCUUGUGGUGAACGUACGGAACCGCGGUGGGGAUGUGACUCAGGAGAGUAUCAUGGCUGAUACCGAGCAGGACAUCAUCACACUAGAGUUUCAGAAGUCCGACGGGACGCUGGUCACUAUGGUCAUCGACUUUAAAUCGGAAGUGCAGAUCUUCAAGGCACUGAUUCUGGGGGAGAUGGAGAGAGGACAGAGCCAGUACCAAGUCAUCUGCCAAAUCACAAAGUUCACCAAGAACGAAUUCAUCUCUUCAGACGCCAUGUCAAAACUCAGACAGAAAAAUCCAGGGACAAUCAGAAAUGCUGAGGAUGACAAGGGCCAGGAGCACCUGGUGAUGGACAUGGGAGUGGACCUGGACAAGUCUGCAGCCAUCAGCAGGCAUAUCUACAACAUCUGCGCAGAGGCAGGCGCAGCCACGUACACACGUGAGGUGGACCUCAAGUAUUUAGCCAAAGGAAACAAUAAAACCCUGACCACCCUGCUUCAGGCGACCAGGAGACUUUCCCCCAGCAGAGCCGUCAGGUGUAUGGACAGUAGUGACUGGUUAAAGCCCUGCACGUGCCAGCUGGAAAUCUGCAUCGGCUGGUACCCCUGCGGCCUGAAGUACUGCCGAGGAAAGGACGGGAACGGGAAAGUAAUCAACUAUCGCUGCGGGAUCAAAACUUGCCGCAAGUGUCGCCAAUUUGACUACCACGUUAAGCAGAAGCAGCUGUGCGUGUGGGAUGAAAUGUGGCAGUGACAGUCGGUCUUCCCCCUCCAAAGCUGUAAUUUGGACAAAGCCAGCAAUACGCAGCUUUUGUGGGCACUUGAGUCGUCCUGAGAGCUCUGGAAAGGUGCACACCUUCCCCUAAUCAGGUCCAGAAAGCCUGCCUGCUUAGACGGCAGCCUUUCAUUGGUUAUCACCUCCCUUCCAUGAAGGGUUUGGUUUUUAUCUUCUUUUCUUUUUAAAUCUCAGAGAGAAUAUGACCUUGAUUUUAUGUCAGACUUGUUUUUAAAACUGAAUGUUGUGUGACCGUGAAGGUUAAACCAUGGCAUUCCCACAGCACGCACCUGGCUAUUAGGUUGCGCCCAGCUGAGUGUACAGUCCCAGGUCACUCCUGGAGGUUUACACAAACCAGAUUGAGUCCUGUGCCCUUUUGUUUCUCACUAGUAUCUGGAACGGGGAGCUAACUAAAACCUCAACCUUGGAUUUCUGUUCGGAUACACCAACACUUUAUACAAACUGAAG
Messenger RNA from Branchiostoma belcheri (Belcher's lancelet), 1418 nucleotides. Its product is annotated as out at first protein-like. The coding region runs from base 117 to 929 and encodes 270 amino acids. NCBI's taxonomy places the organism in Eukaryota, Metazoa, Chordata, Leptocardii, Amphioxiformes, Branchiostomatidae. The transcript is spliced from 4 exons. The record is from RefSeq and is a predicted model, not a curated record.